AUGACACUUACCACUCUAGGUUUAACUUUGACGCUUGCACCACCUUCCUUGACAAAAACAGAUCUUCCCCUAAGCAGAACAGCUUCCAUUACAGGUUCCAGUUCAACUCUGAGCCUCACGUCUUCGCGUGUAACCGAAGGAAGGGCAUUGACCACAGAAAGUCAAAUCAUCACACCUAGGCCAAAUAUUUCUUCAACUAACACAGUUAGCAAUCCACAGUUUCCCACCACGACAGCAAGCCAAACAAGCGACGUUGUGGGCCACCAGCCGCUACCCAUAUAUGAUGAAUGGCCUUCCGAUGCCGUUAUUAUCUGCAUUCGAUUCGGCAGUAUAAACAUUAAGGGAUGGAAGUUGAACCUUCCUAGCGGAAUCUACCCUCACGGGCGACCUCCAUCACCGAAUAUCAAACUUCCACCGGGAAUUAACUUCCAAGGCGAGCUUCCGCCAUGGCCCAAGUUCACCGUCGGGGCUAAGGGAUUCCAACUUUCCCUAACCAGCCCGAACCUACUAAAUGUGAGACCAGGACAGCCUCACUAUGCUCAACCACCACAUCGAUGUUCUAUAUCUCCGACCACAGCAACAUUAUCAUGCACCCCUACCCCUACUGGGAAAGACCGGCGACAGGUUGAGACAAGGAUUAGAACCUUGGAUACAAUAUCUAUGGGUAUCAACUUCUGGAGAGUAUAUCUCACUCCUAGUCAGGUCCAGCAUGUCAAGGGCAUACCGAAUUACGUCAUUGGAGGAUUUGACGUAGGCAGUCAGAUGUCUAUUUGCUCUGCCAGAUCUCUCCCAAAUUGGGACCGUCCGUAUAUAUUUGACAAGAGCACUAGGAAAGAUAUUCCUGCCUACAUUGUAGAUACUGGAGCACAAAUUGAUCACCCAGUCCGUAUGCACACUCGUCGUGGUCUGUAUGCCCAAAAAUUUAACAAUGUUGUGACAGGAAUCAAUCAAGGUGACAGGGCAGCUACAAGGGCCGAAUUUAUAUACGCUUAUGAGGACCAUGACCAUGCAGAGAACCUCGACCCUCGUGAUGACGCGGGAAUGCCACGGAAUGGCAUUUGUCCUCCUGCCAGAACUCGCAUCCCGCACGGAACUACAAUGUUAGGCGCCGUGAUGGGUGCCAAGCUCGGGAUCGCCAAGAAGAUCAAACCAUACAUAGUACGCACUCCGCGAAGGGACCCUAGAGGCAGCAAUCCCAUGGCGGAGGAUUAUGUGCUAGGUUAUCAAAGAUCAGUGACCGCUAUUCGGACAGUAGAGAGGUAUAUUUCCGUCGCUGGCGCGGGUAAUGUCCCUUCAUCAAUCAUCAAGGGAUGGCCUUCCCUGUUUGGCGCUAACGUCUCAACAUUGACUGAGGAUGAACUACAAGGAUGGCUAGAUAUUCCUCAGAUAUUAGUUGUCGGAGCCGUGGAAACAGUUGAAGGAAAAAUCUCAUCGAAUUCGGGAUGGGAUAAGCGGAGACAUAUUCCUGACGUUCAUGCGCCCGGUGUCGAUAUUAUUGUGGCGGACGGGAAUAAGGGGGAAUGGGCUAGGAAUGCGCAUUACAAGCAAUCAGAUGGCACCUCCCUUGUGUGGAAUGGUGCAGAGUGGAACGGCGUAGGCCACUUCCCUUACGAGUGGUCGAUCUUUCAGCUGCGGGCAAAUGAUAAAUUGACGGAUCAAUGCAUGGCGGCAGCUACCUCAACUGGAGAUCCUGCCGUACAUAGUUCCAAAGCUGUCUAG
This is a messenger RNA of Blastomyces dermatitidis ER-3, 1719 nucleotides long. RefSeq lists its product as uncharacterized. Bases 1 to 1719 code for a protein of 572 amino acids. NCBI's taxonomy places the organism in Eukaryota, Fungi, Ascomycota, Eurotiomycetes, Onygenales, Ajellomycetaceae. The record is from RefSeq and is a predicted model, not a curated record. The transcript has 10 exons. Gene Ontology annotation, biological process: proteolysis. Gene Ontology annotation, molecular function: serine-type endopeptidase activity.